Messenger RNA from Aspergillus ruber CBS 135680, 1296 nucleotides. It is a transcript of the gene fahA, whose product is annotated as fumarylacetoacetate hydrolase FahA. The transcript has a single exon. The record is from RefSeq and is a predicted model, not a curated record. Gene Ontology annotation, biological process: L-tyrosine catabolic process; homogentisate catabolic process; L-phenylalanine catabolic process. Bases 1 to 1296 code for a protein of 431 amino acids. Lineage: Eukaryota; Fungi; Ascomycota; Eurotiomycetes; Eurotiales; Aspergillaceae. Gene Ontology annotation, molecular function: fumarylacetoacetase activity.
AUGGCUUCGUGGCUCCAGAUUCCCAAGAACUCGCCCUUUUCGCUGGCCAAUAUCCCCUUUGGCAUUAUCUCGUCGACCAAGGCAUCUCCUCGCGUGCCCGCGAUCGCAAUUGGUGAGUAUGCGUUGAAUCUGAGCGCAUUCGCCUCGUCCUCUGGCUUCUCGCAGCUCCCCGUGAUCCAGCCUCAUCUCAGCGUCUUCAGCGAGCCGACAUUGAACGCCUUCGCCGCGCUUGGCCGUCCGGUACAUCGCCAGGUCCGUGAAUACCUUCAAGCCGUCUUCCGUGCCGACACACCAUACCCUCAAGUCUUCAAAGACAAUGCUACUCUGCAAAAAGAGGCACUUUUGCCUUUAUCAGAGGUGACCAACCACGUCCCUAUGCAAAUCGGUGACUACACGGACUUCUACGCAGGUCUUAACCACGCCUACAAUGUUGGCGUGCUGUUCCGUGGCCCAGAGAAUGCUCUGCAGCCUAACUAUACCCAUCUCCCCGUCGCAUACCACAGUCGCGCAUCGUCUGUGAUUGUUUCGGGCACACCGAUCCACCGUCCCAAUGGUCAGAUCCUGACCAACCCAGCUGCCAAUCCUAAGAUUCCUACUUUCUCACCGUGCAAGAAGCUGGAUAUCGAACUGGAACUGGCCGCGUUCGUUAGCACGCCCAAUGGCUUGGGCAAGCCAGUCCCCGUCAAUGAAGCUGAGGACCAUAUCUUCGGUCUGGUGUUGAUGAACGACUGGUCCGCCCGUGACAUCCAGGCUUGGGAAUACGUUCCCCUGGGACCCUUCAACGCUAAGAACUUUGCCACCACGAUCACCCCCUGGGUUGUUCUUAUCGACGCAUUGGAACCCUUCCGCGCGCCGGGUCUCGAGCCAGGUGACCGUGAGGCGCUGUUGCCCUACCUCCGUGAGAAACGUGCCGUCAACGCCUUUAAUAUUCCCCUCGAAGUCGAGAUCACACCCAAGGGCAGCAAGUCGACGAUUAUCUCGAAGAGCAACGCGCAGAAUCUUCUGUACUCGUUCCCUCAGAUGCUGACACACCACACCAUUACGGGAUGCAACAUGAACACGGGUGAUCUCCUUGGUAGUGGUACUAUCUCUGGAAAGGAACCGCAGACGCAGGGUAGUAUUCUGGAGCAGACGAAUGGAAAGAACCCAAUUAAGUUGUCUGAUGGUUCCGAGCGUAUUUUCUUGGAGGAUGGUGAUCGUGUUGUUCUGCGCGGUUCGGCUGGUGAGGAGGGAAGCUAUGUGGGCUUUGGUGACUGUGAGGCUACUAUUCUUCCUGCGUUGAAACUCGAGUUUUAG